Cladophialophora psammophila CBS 110553 is the source of this 2985-nucleotide messenger RNA. RefSeq lists its product as uncharacterized. The transcript is spliced from 4 exons. NCBI's taxonomy places the organism in Eukaryota, Fungi, Ascomycota, Eurotiomycetes, Chaetothyriales, Herpotrichiellaceae. Bases 1 to 2985 code for a protein of 994 amino acids. The record is from RefSeq and is a predicted model, not a curated record. Gene Ontology annotation, molecular function: mRNA binding. Gene Ontology annotation, biological process: post-transcriptional regulation of gene expression. Gene Ontology annotation, cellular component: cytoplasm.
AUGGCAUUCUCCAACACCCUUAGUGGACGCAUGGAAGAACUGCGCUUCCCCAAUCUGCGCUCUCCAGACACCGAGAGCCCUUACAGCUCGAAUGGUUCCUCCACGCGAGAACAAAAUCCAUUCUUCUCAAACAUGCACUCCUCGUCGAACGAUGCCCGCGCGAGCCUCCAGCGUCGCUUCACGACGGACUCGAGUAAGAUGCCCGUGGCCAGACCGUUUGGUCAGCAAUACACGUCGAUUAACUCGACAGCGGCCAAAAACAAGCAAAUGUACGAAGACAUUCAGAAUGCAAAGCGCAAGGCCGAGGAGCAGCUCCGGCUCCUGGAGCUUCAGGAGCGAAGCCUUCAGAUGGGAGCUUCUACUCAAGACCUUGAGCGGAUCUCUACUCGAUUGAAUCGGAUCAGUCUCAACGGUCCUGUGAGCGAACCCACCACUCCUCCAGAGUACGCCGAAAGUGGUUUCAGCAAUCGGUUCUCGCGCUCUAGCAGACUGUCCAUGAACAGUAUCAUUUCACCUCCGGGUCUGAGCAAGCGAAUCUCUCAAUCUAGCUCUCAAGUCACCUCACCUCCACCGAAUCGUCUGUCUGGCAACGGCAUGUACAGUCAGUCUCAGAAGCCUUCUGCGAAAUCAGUACCCGGGUCUCGAAGAGGAUCUGAUGAAGACGAGUAUUAUCCCGAGGACGUGCCCACCACUCGAGCUGCUGCUUCGUUGAACCGCUUUUCUAUGCCAGUCAACAGCAGUCGUCAUCCACAACGUCUUAGUGUGAGUGGGACUGGCGGCGGCGCAUUUGGUUUAGCAAACACCACCAGUUUUCUCUUUGAUGAGGACGACGACAAACUCAACCCGCUCGAUUUGACAUCUCCUGUUGCGAAGGCUUUCGCACAGCUUGAAGGUGAUGACACAUUUCCAACGUUGACUAGUGACGGUCUCAAGCUUUCUGCCAACUCUGCUGCUUUGGAUCUUGCAAAUAGCAGGACACCAGAUCUUGACUGGACUCUCGGAUCUCGGUACAGACCGGCUCACCAGAGCAUGCCUCAUACAGACUCUUCCAUGUACAGGCCUGUCCUUACCAACCUCAACAUUAGCAGCCCUCCUGCAGAUCGUCCUGCGGAUUUGACGCGUCGCAAAUCUCAGCGUCAUUCUAUGGGAGUCACUUUUGAAGAUUCUUCGCCUCUGCCUUCAGGUCUGACUGUCUCUCGUCCAACAUCUCUCCAAACCUCCUAUUCGACCAACGACGUCCCGACUGUGAAGAAAACUUUGACUUUGGAUACAGCUCCUACCCCUCCCAAGACGCAAGCAGAGCAACAAUUUCAUAACCACAACGUCAGUUUGGGACGCAUUCCUGCGAACGCAGUAAACAACCGUCAGAGCCGAGAAGUCGCCAACGGAUCUGUCAAGCUAGAAGACAAAACCAUGCCUUCUGCAGCCCCACUGUCAAGUUUGCAUGCGAGUGCAGCGCCCUUCAGCACAUCUUUCACCAGUACCUCAGAUGCCAACAUGAUGGCUUUGACCAGUCCAACCUCGACAUAUCCACCCCCGCAACCAUACAUGUACAAUAUGCAAACUUUCAACGUCAAUCAGAUGAAUCCAACCCCGGCAGCCGGAUCGAUGCAGCCCUUUGGCCAGGGUCAGGGAAUCUAUGGCAUGAACAAUAACUAUUCUGGCCCACAGCGUUCAGGCACUGGUCGCCGUAAUCAUGGUGAUGAAGCUCGAUUCAACAACGUCCCCCUUGAGUCAUAUCGUGGAAGUCUCUAUGAACUCUGUAAAGACCAACAUGGCUGUCGCUACCUCCAGCGCAAGCUUGAGGACGGCAAUGAAGAGCAUAUUCAAGCCAUCUUUGUUGAGACUUGUCCUCAUAUCAUUGAGCUGAUGACCGAUCCCUUCGGUAACUACCUCUGCCAGAAGUUGUUCGAGCACUGCAAUGAGGAGCAGCGUACUACCUUGAUCAAUACUGCCGCGCCUGCCCUGGCCACCAUUGCUCUCAAUCAACAUGGAACCCGUGCCCUUCAGAAGAUGAUUGAGUUCGUUCAUACUCCUUCUCAGGUCGACACUAUCAUCCAAGCAUUGUCCCCUCGCGUUGUCGAGCUUGUUCAGGACUUGAACGGCAACCACGUGGUCCAGAAAUGCCUCACUCGUCUCGGGGCCGAACGUUCUCAGUUCAUCUACGAUGCGGUUGGCAACUAUUGUGUCAUUGUUGGCACUCAUCGUCACGGAUGCUGUGUUCUUCAGCGCUGUAUCGACCAUGCGCAGGGCUUUCAGCGGGCUCAGCUCAUUGCCAGAAUCACUCACUGUGCCUUUGACCUAGUCCAGGACCCAUUUGGCAAUUACGUCGUUCAGUAUAUUCUCGACCUUGAUGAAGCCGCCUUCACCAAGCCACUCUGCGAAAACUUCUACGGCCGAGUCCCAGCCUUGUCAAAGCAGAAAUUCAGUUCAAACGUCAUUGAGAAAUGCUUGCGUACUGCCGACACCGACACUAAGCGAGCCAUGAUCGAGGAGAUGCUCAUGGGGAACGAGCUCGAGAAGAUGCUCCGCGAUUCCUUCGCCAACUACGUGGUCCAGACUGCCAUGGAAUACGCGGAUCCUCCCACCAAGAUGCGUCUUGUCGACGCCAUCCGCCCCAUUCUUCCCCUCAUCAAGCAAACUCCUCAUGGCCGACGGAUUGCCAGCAAGAUUCUUGGCAACGACGUUCCAGGUCGUGGCAAUGCUCCUUCUAACGAGAAUAUCCUCGCGAGUUUCAACGGUGGCCGUGCAAAUAGCCGUCGCAAUGUUCAGAUCGUCGGUGGUGGAUUCAACGGCAUUCGCACUUCGGACGCGUAUGGCUCUGCAGAUAUCCCGAACAAUGUCACUCCCAAUGGAAACACCUAUGGCUUGAUGGAUUCAACUGUCAACAUGUACAACGCGCACAAUUACAACAACGAUCUCGGCGCCACCGGCUACGCCAACUUCAUGAAUGGUUCAGUUGGCGGCUCUAACAAUGUCAUUUGA